UUGGCCCAGAAAGGUUUGUAGUAGGUGAAUGAUUUAGAACGCCAUGUCAGAUCGAGACCGGGAUUUCUCGCAAUUUGACAGUGUCUCGGAAUUCCAUCGGGAAAUUCCAGCCGGUUCCAACGAUCACAAAUUGAAUUUGAUACAUGCCAAGGAGGAGAAGGACGACACAGAAGUCAAAGACCCCUUAUUAAAAGGUUGCCCCGCCAAGAGGAAACGAGAGGAGGACAGUUCAGCGGAGGAGCUUGGCAUCGGCAAACGCCGACAUAGAACGACAUUCACGCAGGCUCAACUUGACGCUUUGGAAGAAGCGUUCAACCACUCUCAAUAUCCGGACGUAUUUACAAGAGAGCAGCUUGCAAAGGGAAUCAAUUUGAACGAAGCUCGAGUACAGGUUUGGUUUCAAAAUCGACGAGCAAAACAUCGUAAACAGGAACGUCAACACCCUCGAACAUCGUUCCCUUACCACUCAGGCAUUUAUUAUCCACCCGAAAGACUCUAUUCUCCGGCUUCUCAUCUUUAUUUCCCAGUCUCUCCUAUGGCCUGCCCAGUCAGUUCUUUACCAGGCUCUAAGAAUAUCCUCGAGAGUCGAAGCCCUUCCUCGCGCCCAGUCCACUCCCCCUGCCGGUCGUGUCCGCCUGGGAGCCUUUGUUGUGGGGCAGGUCUGGCGCCUACUAGUACUCCACCUUGGAGUCCAGGUUUUGCACGGCCACUCUCGCCAUCUAAGAGCCCUCUUUACGAGAAGGAAGGCCCGACGUCACUCAAUAUGACGCGGAAUGAUUGGUCAUCUAAAAGCCUGGCGCUAUUGAGAAUGCGUGCUCAGAGUUACAGUCACGUCUUUGGUCCAUCAUGUCUCUCCUGAAAACGGAAGCAGCUAUUUUGCACUCAAAUAUUUCGCGCGCCAAAGGCUUGUUGUUAAGCCAAGAACCUCGGCCUAGGAUGGAAAUUCAUCGUGAGGCAAUGAAAUCGUAAUUACAUGACACUCAGCAGCAGGGAGAACUGAUUUGCACAGAAUACCUGGAAAAGGCUUGUUUUCAAAACAUAGAAUUUAACAGUUGGGAAGGAUGGCUUAAUGAAUUUUCGUGUAACGUUAGCUAUGGACGGGGUUUGUCACCUUUUUUUUUCGAUUUGUUUUAUUUUGUUUUAUUUGUUUUGUUUUUACUCAGUUAGAGGUUUGUAAAGAGAUAUUUUUUACUGUGAGUUCUUUAGAGAACAAGCUGUAUUAGUCGCCUUACGGCAAAGGACGAUUAAGAAAUUUACAAAGUUUUAAAACACUGGUGCUGCGCUUUUGUUCUGCCCGGCAUUGUAUCUCUUUUUUUGCCAUGUCCUCAUUGGCGUCAUCGUCGGGAUUUGCUUAAGGUCCCUAAGCAAAAUUGGGUUUGUUUUCCAUUUUUUUCUUGUUUUUUUCUUUGUUUCUUUGUUUGUUGUUGUUUUUUUUUAUGAUUAACGGAUAACUCUUCAAAAUGAAGAUGAAUUAGGUUUUCAAUAGCAUCCUUGUCUAGCUUACUUAUUUUUUAGGGAUAUUUAGUGUCGCGUAACGAGACUGAAAAAACUCCUUUCAAAAAGAGAUCAAUAGAGAACUUUAAUAUGAAAAAAAUAUAUCAAAAACGUUGGUGAUCUUCUUUCGACAUGUACAAAAUUUUGAAUGAAUUUUGUACAAUAUUCGCUUAAUAAAGAGG
This is a messenger RNA of Stylophora pistillata, 1676 nucleotides long. RefSeq lists its product as uncharacterized. The record is from RefSeq and is a predicted model, not a curated record. Gene Ontology annotation, molecular function: DNA-binding transcription factor activity, RNA polymerase II-specific; RNA polymerase II transcription regulatory region sequence-specific DNA binding. Gene Ontology annotation, biological process: regulation of transcription by RNA polymerase II. Lineage: Eukaryota; Metazoa; Cnidaria; Anthozoa; Scleractinia; Pocilloporidae.